Messenger RNA from Clavispora lusitaniae ATCC 42720, 381 nucleotides. It is a transcript of the gene PFY1, whose product is annotated as profilin. Gene Ontology annotation, cellular component: cell cortex. The record is from RefSeq and is a predicted model, not a curated record. Gene Ontology annotation, molecular function: actin monomer binding. NCBI's taxonomy places the organism in Eukaryota, Fungi, Ascomycota, Pichiomycetes, Serinales, Metschnikowiaceae.
AUGUCUUGGAACGCAUACACUGACAGUCUUAUUUCUACUGGAAAAAUCGACAAGGCCGCAAUCUAUUCUGCUGCAGGCGAUUCUCUUUGGGCUGAGUCCGGUGGAUUCCAGAUUGCCCAGCAAGAAAUUCUUACCAUUGCAGGUGGCUAUGCUGAUCCACUGCAAUUGCAAGCUCACGGCUUGCAUAUGCAAGGCCAGAAGUACUUCUUGUUGAGAGCCGAUGAAAGAUCCAUCUACGCUAAGCAGGACGACCAAGGUAUUGUUGCUGUCAAGACUAAACAAGCAAUUGUCAUUGCUCACUACCCAUCGGGAGUUCAAGCUCCUGAGGCCACCUCGGUCGUUGAAAAGUUGGCUGAUUACUUGAUUAGUGUUGGUUACUAA